GGUGACGUCGAGCCCAGCCAAUUGUCUUCUUCCAUACGCGGAACCCCGGUUGAAGAGGGAAGUUCAGUUUGUUUUCAUCGAGUCACAAAUAGCUUUCCUUCUUCUCCGAAGUCAUAAAGAAUGAUUGGAUACAGUUGACUUCUGCUCCGUGGAGAUUUUAGUCUAAUGGCUAUACGUCUCAUUUACAGCUCCUCAGUAAAUUUUCAUUGACCAGCAGCCAAAUGUCUGAGCAGCAGGCACUGAGCCAGCCCCUGCAAACUGAAGAGCCAUUGCUGAAUGACCAGGAGAUGCAGUUCUGGCUGGACAAAGCAGUGGCAUGGGGCCAGGCUGACAGUCCGGACACGCAGAAAGACACCUGCCUACAUAUGAGCAGACUUAGGGAUUUCCUCCACCAGCUUCUUACACAAGUGAACAGCAUGAGCUCAACAACAGAAACCAUGAAGAGGUUGCCCUUCUUAGGCCAGCUUUUGGGUCGGCUGUGCUGGAAUCCUUAUGUCACCGUGUGUGAUACAAGCAGAGGGCUGCUGCUUGGGUGUCUUUGGGGACUGUACUCAGAGCGUCCAAGCAAUGCUGUGGAGAAAAAAGCCAACCAGUGGAUACGGGAGCUUCCAUUUACCGCAAAAGACCGGAAUAACGGGAAGAACAAAAAAACCUUUUCACCGCAACUCGGCCCAUCUGGGAGAACAGGGCAGAUGUAUGGUUUUAGGCCAGAGAUGGUCUGUCUCCGUGUCUCUCCCCGUAGAGACCACACAGUGCUGCACUACCAUGGCAUGAGCUUUGAGGAGAUGACAGAUAAGCAGAGCAUGAGAAAAGUAUUGUGUCAGCUUUCCACAGAAGAAGAUGAAACUGCAGCACAAGCGUUAAUGAAGUGUACGGGUGUACCAGCUAAAGAGUACCACCUUAAAGUCCUGAGAAAGAAGGUGGCGCUGCUGCAGGAAAACGUUGGACAAAGCUGCACAUUAUUUAACAGUCAGAGGUGUUCAUGUGACAGGAUUGUGGAUAUAUCAGAGGCAUGCAUCCCCAUUGUCACUUGUCCCGAGGCAUCUUCUCUCAUUAGUCUACUGCUACAGCGGCCGGUGGCUUGUGUCACAGAAGCUCUCAGUGAAGACUUUCUGAAUGCUUUGACCUCUGCUUACUCAAGGCAGGGUUUGGCAUUGGAGGAGCAGGCCUUGGUAUCUCUGUGGUAUCACAGCUUUUCCAGCCUGGAAGAAGCAGUCCUCAGUCUGUUGCAGUCUGUUAUAACUACAGGGUUAACACCACAGAAGCUAGAGCAACAAGUAGCACAGUCACUGCUGCCUAAAGCUUGUGCUCAGCACUGCUCAAUAUUCUUGGUUGUAAAUGACAUCUUUAGGUCCAUCCUUAAGCAAGCUGAAGGAAAUGAGUCUGUUAAGACUCUGGUCCAAACCUUUACCAAGUGUUUCCUGAGGGAACUGGCACUGCUGAAGCCUCAGACAAGCAUAUCUGUGAAAGCCUUCUUCCCACAGUCGCCUUCAAGUCUGCUGGUUCCCCUCUUGACGAUGCCAUCAGAGAUGCCUCAGGGGGCUUGGAGAAAUCACCUGAACUGGCUGAGCAGCUCAUUACAGAGACUGACAGAGGAGGAAGAGGAGGAAGAGGAGGGAGACGGCAGAAGCACCAGGGGGCACCACAACGUGUUUGAGGCCUGGUUCCUGCUGGUUCAGUGUGCCCACUGGGUACAGGUGGCUGUCCAGCUGCUGGUCACAUCUGGGACUGAAGAUGGUGAUCCCUUCCUGUGGCUGUUGAUAUUCUACCACUACCCCACCAAGAGGUGGCACCACAGAGCUUCACAGCUGGCACGGGCCAAAGAAGCUUGGAACCACAUACGCACUCUUUUCUCAGGCGCAGCUCAUCCUCUUCCCAGCGACCGCCUGCAGUCACUGGGCACGCUGGUUUCACCACAACCUGAGCAGCAAUCAUUUGCUCCAUCAUUGACUGUCAGCCUUUUGGUUAAUGUUGCCGUUUUCUGCCAGCUACCACCAAGUGGCUCAGCAGAGGUUUUACAGGCGGUGGUGGAUCAGUCUGGUCUGCUUGAUGAAGCAGCAUGUGUUCUCAGCUCACUGGAGCUCAGACUAAACGAAGGAUGCUGUUUAUCAAGAGACACAGUUCAUCUAAGGAUCAAGGAACUUCAAAAGAUGAUAACGCAAAUGCAUUCAGAGUGAGCAAUAGGCACACACGCACAAUUACAUACAAAAUUGUACAAAACCACGCAACUGUGCGCUCAUCCCUGGGCUUUUAGCUCGUUUGCAGAAUAACAAAUAGCCAUGCUCUCUUGUUGAUAUACCGUGGAGCGGUGACAGGACUGUGUCAAAACAACGGAGCCAGGUCACAGACAUACGCACACAACAAACAACUGCCGAGGCCCACAAGGACACUCUGCGUGACAGAUCACGCUGCAUAGCAGCAGCAGCUCGUACGACGUGUCAGAGUCCUCCCACUCUCAUAAUUGCCUCACAAUAUAAAUCCUUCAUGCUACACAUGCCGACUGUAAGACGUAGGUUUGUGGGGAGGAAAGCCAAAUGCCAGUUAUCGUCGUGUAAUUACUGUUUCUGGCUUGAAAAACAUGCUCCAACAGUGCUGAGUGUAUGAUAAAUGUAAAUGAUUAAUGUCACUCAUGCAGAUAUUUCUGUAUGUACUUGUACUGUAUGUAAAUAGCUUUAUUGUUUGUAAAGCUCAAGGUCUAGGUCACAUUUGAUUUAAAACUGGAAGCAAACGGUGCUUUUAGAUUACACUUACUGUUACUACUAGCUGACUGCUGGAGUUGGACAGAAUGUAAACAAAUACAUGUGCAUGUAUUUCUGCAAACUAUGCAUGUAUAGUUUGUAGAAGAAUUCAUUUUUAGCUUCUUUCAUUAUUCAGGAAAUAGUUUUUGUUGUAUGAUGCAUCAUUCAAAUGAAAAAUUAGUGAUUUCUGGAAUUUGUGCGCUUAAAAAUGUCAUUGAACCAUUAAGUAUUAGCAGAACAUUAGUGCUGCGCUGUUUUUUGUUAUUUUUAUGCUCUGGAUUUGUGAAACAAAAGAUAUACAUCCUCAUAUUAAUCAAUUAAAUGCACUUGUUAUGA
Molecule: messenger RNA, 3074 nt
Organism: Pundamilia nyererei
Lineage: Eukaryota; Metazoa; Chordata; Actinopteri; Cichliformes; Cichlidae
Gene: fancc
Product: FA complementation group C
Exons: 17
Coding region: 222-2177 (651 amino acids)
Biological process (GO): interstrand cross-link repair; nucleotide-excision repair; cellular response to oxidative stress
Cellular component (GO): Fanconi anaemia nuclear complex
Source: RefSeq, a predicted model, not a curated record